AUGGUCAUAAGAUAUACCAACACCUCCAAGAUGGCAAUCGCAGCAAUAGGCCAAAUCACCUCCACAAACUCCCUCCACCAUAACCUCUCCCAAUGCCGCCUUCUCCUCCAAAUAGCCGUCAGCGCAGGUGCAAAGGCCCUCUUCCUCCCCGAAGCAAGUGACUACAUCGGCACCUCUGCCCAGGAAUCCUUCUCCCUCUGCGUCCCCGCCUCGGAGUCCCCCUUCGUCCUCGGUCUUCAAGAAGCCGCAAAGCAACACUCCCUCCCCAUCUCGGUAGGUAUCCAUGAACCCUCCGAUGAUCCUGGUAGUAAACGGAUUAGGAAUACUCUAAUCUGGAUCGAUGAAGCUGGGAUUAUAACGCACCGCUAUCAAAAAGUGCACCUCUUCGACUCGGAACUGGAGAAUGGGCCCGUCAUAAGGGAGAGCGAAACGAUCGAGCCCGGGAACCACAUCCUCCCACCCUUCAACACUUCCGUCGGGAAGAUCGGGUCCAUGAUCUGUUUCGAUCUCCGCUUCCCAGAAAUCGCAUUAAGCCUGAGAAGACAAGGGGCAGAAAUUCUACUCUAUCCCUCCGCCUUCACGGUCCCGACGGGAAAAGCACACUGGCUUCCUCUCCUGCGUGCCAGGGCGAUUGAGUGUCAGUGCUAUGUCAUUGCUGCCGCGCAGGUUGGGAAGCAUAAUGAGAAGCGGGAGAGUUAUGGGCAUAGUAUUGUGAUUGAUCCUUGGGGCGAGGUGGUGGCGGAGCUGGGAGGGGAGGGGAAAGGGGAGCCGGAGGUGGUUUUGGCCGAGAUUGAUUUGGAGAGGGUGAGGAGGGUGAGGGAACAGCAGCCGUUGAAGAGGCGAAUGUAA
Fulvia fulva is the source of this 849-nucleotide messenger RNA. Its product is annotated as putative hydrolase nit2. NCBI's taxonomy places the organism in Eukaryota, Fungi, Ascomycota, Dothideomycetes, Mycosphaerellales, Mycosphaerellaceae. Gene Ontology annotation, molecular function: hydrolase activity, acting on carbon-nitrogen (but not peptide) bonds, in linear amides. The transcript has 3 exons. The record is from RefSeq and is a predicted model, not a curated record. The coding region runs from base 1 to 849 and encodes 282 amino acids.